UGUGGAGCUAACGUGCUAACCGCUAACUGAGCUAGCGCAGCUAACCGAAUGUCUCGGCUCUGUUCGGUGUGCAAAUCUCUCCCUCGCUGUAAUGAUCCCGCCGCUGUGAACGUUCUCCGCGGACAUCCAGCCGAAGAUCCGUCCAGAGUUCCGCGUUCCCGACUGCCAAAUAAGGUGUGAAUGACUGACGUGGUGCCGUCCACCGCGCUCACCGAAAUCAAACUCCGACUCCUGUGCCAAGAUGACAUAGACAGUGUUAAAGUGCUGUGUGGCGAUUGGUUCCCCAUCGAGUAUCCUGACUCGUGGUAUCAUGACAUCACGUCGAACAAGAAGUUCUUUUCCCUGGCAGCAACCUUCAAAGGUGGCAUCGUGGGGAUGAUCGUGGCAGAAAUAAAGAGCAGGACAAAAGUGCACAAAGAGGAUGGAGACAUUCUGGCCUCCAGCUUUCCUGUUGACACUCAGGUCGCCUACAUUCUGAGCUUAGGAGUGGUGAAGGAGUUUCGAAAACAUGGAAUAGGCUCCCUGUUGCUGGACAGUCUGAAGGAGCACAUCUCCACUGCAGCGCAGGACCACUGUAAGGCCAUCUACCUGCACGUUCUCACCACCAACCUCACGGCCAUUCACUUCUACGAGAACAGAGACUUUAAGCAGCAUCAUUAUUUGCCCUAUUAUUACUCCAUCCGAGGGGUGCUGAAGGACGGCUUCACCUACGUCCUGUACAUCAAUGGUGGACAUCCGCCUUGGACCAUCUUUGAUUAUAUUCAUCAUAUAGGAUCUGCGCUGGCCAGCUUAAGCCCAUGUUCCAUUCCACAGAGGAUCUACCGGCAAGCACAGAGUCUCCUGCGCAGCUUUCUGCCGUGGUCCAGCAUCUCAUCCAAGAGCGGCAUUGAGUACAGCAGAACCAUGUGAGAGGCUCGCGUAAAGGAAUACUGCAGACACUUUAUAACCUAAUCUGCAUUUACUCUCUGUGUGUGUGUGUGUGUGUGUGUGUGUGUGUGGAGUAUACAGGCUUCAUGUCCUUUUUUAUGUUUGUGGUAAUCACACACACACACACACACACACACACAUACACACACACUACGGAUUGACGUGAGCAUUUUUAUCUCAACAGCCGAGAACGUUUGCUGUUUUCUUUCCGUCCUCCAGCUGAAGGACGGAACUCUUUCCGUCUUCACGAACCUCAGCGUCGCUAAUUUUUACUCAAACUCCGUCUCGGCCCGUCCAGGUCGUGUGUAAUAUCUGUACAUAAAAUCCUCAUGAUUAAUAUAUGCAUCGUCUUUAUCCCACUCUCCUGUUCACGUGACCCCCUGAGGAGAACCUCAUGCCUGUAAAAACGCUGCUAGCUAGAAAAUCUUCUUUAGUCACGUGUGACUGCCCGGGAUAACGAGGCGUAAGGACGACAGUCCCGCACGUGUCGAGCCGGGUUUCACACAAAGCUCUCGUCAUGUUGUUAUUUUAUCAUUUUUUUUUUAAUCGUGUUUAUUCAUGAAAAGUUUUUAGUGAUGUUUUAAUCUGUAGAUCAAUCGCCCAAGAAAUCACUUCUGACCUUUUUAUUAAAUCUCAUCUGUAAUCAUCAACACCCUCAGACACAGAGUCGUGGUUUUCUACGCAUUAAAACGUGAAUGUAACACAGAGUGAAAAGGAGGAGAAAAUCAGGGAUUUCCCAAAACGAAUAAAUGUUGGAAUGAGUUGAUCGUUGCUCGGUAGACACGUGACUGACGUACACGCGUAAUAACCAGACUUUUUUUUUUUAAUGAUUGUCAAAUUAUAAUUUAUUGUCGCUUUUUUAAAAACCUUUUGAACCUUUUGUUUUACUCGAAACCUGAAAUCUUUUUUUUUUUUUUCUCUCAGACAAAUGAACUGAAGUGACCUGUGUGAGAAAGUGAUCAGACGUUAAUACGAGCGGUAUAUUGACUUCCUGUUUCAGGUUCCACUAUGUCAGGAGAGCAGUGUUGUGGUUGAGGAGAUAGAUAGGCAGCUAUUUCUACUUAUGGGUCGGUCGUCUGUAGCCCCGUCUGAGGCUCGAAUGCAAAUCCUGAAAAGGGAAGAGAAAAUGUGUAACGAUUGGUGUGAAACCCACAUGAAGGCCCUGAUCUCGUUUCGAUCCACCAAGCAGCAGAUUCCAGACGUUCACGUUUCCUCCCGCGAGGUUCGCGUUGUCUGAUUUAAACCUGUUUAAACAUCUGUUUUUGUUUGGAAUAAAUGUUAUCACGUGUUACUUCAUGUGAUUUUUUUUAUUUUAUUUUAUUUAAUUUUUUUAUAAAUGAUUUUAAGAUCUGAAUUUUAAGUGCAUGAAGCCCUGUACAAGAGCUCCCUCAACUGGUCAUAAUUGUAAAGUGAUGAAUUUUACUAUUUAUUUGACGCCUCUGUUAAAUAUCUCGAUCGAACAAGAUGUCUCGUGUCUUUACUGCGUUUCUUUUGUACCAAGCUUGACUCUCGUUUUAUAUAUAUAUAUAUAUAAUUUGUGUAUCUGUUUGUUUAAAUCAUUUCGAUUCGGUCGUUUAUUCACAAAGUCGGUGUGAGAAAGAAGACGAGGAAAUAAAAGACGUAAAAACA
Tachysurus fulvidraco (yellow catfish) is the source of this 2556-nucleotide messenger RNA. RefSeq names its product N-acetyltransferase 15 (GCN5-related, putative) (gene naa60). Gene Ontology annotation, molecular function: protein-N-terminal amino-acid acetyltransferase activity; histone acetyltransferase activity. Gene Ontology annotation, biological process: N-terminal peptidyl-methionine acetylation. Lineage: Eukaryota; Metazoa; Chordata; Actinopteri; Siluriformes; Bagridae. The record is from RefSeq and is a predicted model, not a curated record. The coding region runs from base 181 to 909 and encodes 242 amino acids. The transcript has 7 exons. Gene Ontology annotation, cellular component: Golgi membrane.